AUGGGCUGGGUGUCCGUGUGCCCCCCCACAGACAUCAAGGAGCACGUGAAGCAGCUGGAGAAGGCGGUGUCGGGGAAGGAGCCGCGCUACGUCCUGCGGGCCCUGCGGGCUCUGCCCUCCACCUCCCGCCGCCUCAACCCCAACGUGCUGCACAAGGCCAUCCACGGCUUCUUCACCUCCAACUGCACCCUCAGGGACUUCCUGCUCGGGUUCCUGGAGGAGUCCAUGGACACGGAAGCUGAGCUGCAGUUCCGCCCGCGGACGGGGAAAGCGGCCUCAGCCCCUCUCCUGCCAGAGGUGGAGACCUACCUGCAGCUGCUGCUCGUCAUCUACCUGAUGAACAGCAAGAGGUACCCUGAGGCUCAGAAAGUGUCCGAUGAUCUGAUGCAGAAGAUCAGCUCCCAGAACCGCCGGGCCCUGGACCUGGUGGUGGCCAAGUGCUACUAUUACCACUCCCGGAUCUACGAGUUCCUGAACAAGCUCGACGUGGUCCGGAGCUUCCUGCACGCGCGGCUCCGCACGGCCACGCUGCGCCACGACGCCGACGGCCAGGCCACGCUGCUCAACCUGCUCCUGAGGAAUUACCUCCACUACAACCUCUACGACCAGGCCGAGAAGCUCGUCUCCAAGUCCGUGUUCCCCGAGCAGGCCAACAACAACGAGUGGGCUCGGUACCUGUACUACACAGGGCGGAUCAAGGCCAUCCAGCUGGAAUACUCGGAGGCGCGGCGGACCAUGACCAACGCCCUGCGCAAGGCGCCGCAGCACACGGCCGUGGGCUUCAAACAGACGGUGCACAAGCUGCUCAUCGUGGUGGAGCUGCUGCUCGGGGAAAUCCCAGACAGGCUGCAGUUCCGGCAGCCCUCGCUCAAGCGCUCGCUCAUGCCCUACUUCCUGCUGACCCAGGCUGUCAGGACGGGGAACCUGGCCAAGUUCAACCAAGUCCUUGACCAGUUUGGGGACAAGUUCCAGGCAGAUGGCACCUACACCCUCAUCAUCCGGCUGAGGCACAACGUCAUCAAGACAGGUGUCCGGAUGAUCAGCCUCUCCUACUCCCGCAUCUCCCUGGCCGACAUCGCCCAGAAGCUGCAGCUGGACAGCCCGGAGGACGCCGAGUUCAUCGUCGCCAAGGCCAUCCGGGACGGCGUGAUCGAGGCCAGCAUCAACCACGAGAAGGGCUACGUCCAGUCCAAGGAGAUGAUCGACAUCUAUUCGACCCGGGAGCCCCAGCUGGCCUUCCACCAGCGUGGGCUGGCGCUGCUGGGCGUGCUGCUGUGGGCACCGUGGUGGGCACUGCACGGGGCACCGCUGCCAGAGCUCUCCGGGGACCAGGACUUCCAGCUCUUCCUGCAGAGGAACCUCGAGUUCACCCGCAAGGUCCGCGGGGAUGUGGCCGCGCUGCAGCGCGUGGUGUGUGACACCUUCCAGCUGUGCAAGGAGGAAGAGCUGCUGCUGGUGCGGCAGGACCUGGACAUCGCGCAGGUGCCGUUGGAGCAGUGCCACAGCCGCUCCUUCCAGGCGGAGACCUGCUUCAACCAGAUCCGCGCCGGGCUCCGCGUCUACCACGGCUCCCUGGCUGCUGUGAGGGACCUGCUGCCCGGCCAUGCCGGGCUGGUGGAGACCCUGCAGCUGGACACAGCCAACCUGUCCUCCAACAUCCAGCAGCAGAUGGAGGACCUGGGCCUGGCCACAGUGACGUACCCCACGGAGAACCCGGACCCCCUGCCCACCUUCUCCUCCCACUUCCACCACCAAGUCGGUGGUUUCUUCAUCCUGGCCAACUUCCAGCGGUUCCUGGAGACGGCGUACCGGGCUCUGCGGAACCUCGCCCGCCUCUGA
Manacus vitellinus (golden-collared manakin) is the source of this 1839-nucleotide messenger RNA. Its product is annotated as 26S proteasome non-ATPase regulatory subunit 3. Gene Ontology annotation, cellular component: proteasome regulatory particle, lid subcomplex; extracellular region. NCBI's taxonomy places the organism in Eukaryota, Metazoa, Chordata, Aves, Passeriformes, Pipridae. The record is from RefSeq and is a predicted model, not a curated record. Gene Ontology annotation, biological process: ubiquitin-dependent protein catabolic process; positive regulation of myeloid cell differentiation; immune response. Gene Ontology annotation, molecular function: cytokine activity. The coding region runs from base 1 to 1839 and encodes 612 amino acids. The transcript has 14 exons.